AUGGCGAGACCUGCUUUCAUUCUUGUGGGUUGCGGAGGAGUUUUGAACGGGCGCCUGACGGAAAGUCUCGUGCUCAGUGAAUCUGCAUUGCACUGCGAUGCUACUGAGAAAUGUGAGGUCAAGCUGCAUGAGGCAAGAAACAUGAAAAAUCAUUUAGGGGACAUCACCUUGAUUCCGUUUAUCGCUAAUUACACGUUUGGUCCUGCCUUGGGGUCUUUGCUAGGAGUCUUUACCGUCGUGGACGAUCCGACAUGGAUUCUUUUGCUUAGUUACACAUUGCAAGAAAAAGCUGGAUAUGAUUGCGUUUUAUAUGUCAGGAUAUUCCAUAUUCCCAUUACGGCAGAACCGCGGCGAUUCAGUCAGGCGUUGAAUUCCAUGAUUCUUCAUCAUUUUGCUGAGACUGAUGGAAAUAAUAUGUGUCAUUCUCUCUUGUCAGUGGAGGAGCUUUUUGCGACAACGUGCAAUUACUCAGCCAGUGCUGCUAAGGUGUCUGUACGCGAAAGUUUGGUUUCUUUGCGUUUGACAUAUGAUGAGGUUAUUAACCUUGCAUAA
Messenger RNA from Trypanosoma rangeli, 552 nucleotides. RefSeq lists its product as uncharacterized. The record is from RefSeq and is a predicted model, not a curated record. The transcript has a single exon. The coding region runs from base 1 to 552 and encodes 183 amino acids. Lineage: Eukaryota; Euglenozoa; Kinetoplastea; Trypanosomatida; Trypanosomatidae.